CAAAAUAACUUGCGGAUUUCGAAAUAAAUUGUUUGAAAGUUCCUGAUGAUAACCUACAAUUAAUAGUCUGUAUUUGCUUUUAUUAUACCAUAAGUAGAACGGAAGUUAUUUUCAAAUUGGGAUGUAAUUAUGUCGUUAAAGAUGCACUCUUACUCCCAAUGAGAUAAGUCUACAGCAGCAUACGGUUUGACUGGAAUGUAUGUCUGAUAUUCUAUUAAUAGAAAGGAAGAUUGAAACUAGCAGAUAGUAAGGGAACUGGACACUUGAAGGGAAAAGGGAUGAAGUUGUAUUGAAAUUUCAGAGAAGGAAUGUGUUUUGUUUAAGAUAUUGUGUGAUUUAUUUGGUACUUAAGUUAGUUUAGUGUGAUAUAUUGAUGUGAAGUGUUCGGGGGAAAUGUAGGAUUUAUUGCUUUGAGAAUAUAUAAUCAUAAUGGCAGAAAGUCUUACCUUAAGUAGUUCAUCCAGUAGCAUUUUAUCAAAAACAAAUUCAAACCUUAGUUUAAGAGACCUAGAGUCCACCCCCUGUGGUGAACGAAGUACUGGAAAAAAUCCAAAUAUUUACUCUCAAAGAAAUCAUUCAGCAGUAUCUGGACCAGGUGUUUCUAUUAAUAAAAGCAGGAACCAGGAGGUAUCAAGAUACACAAGCACUCCUCCAGUUGUAUCAGCACAGACUUCAUCUAUACCAGCCCCGACAUCUAUACAAAGAACAAGUCAACCCAUUAUCGUUCCACCCUUUAUAGAUAAUCCCCAACCAAACGUCACCAUUCAUUCGGAAGAAGAAGAACCCCCUGAGGAUAUUGCCCCGGAUCCGCAUGAUUUUUACUCACAGUUUUACUGGGAGGAUGUUCGAUUAAAAACUUUUUACGACUGGCCACCAAAUGCAGCUGUAACAAAACAAGAAUUAGCCAAGAAUGGCUUCAUAUAUCAGCAUACUGCCGACAGAGUGCAGUGUGUAUUCUGUAGAGCAUGUUUGUCAAACUGGGAGUGCGGUGAUGUUGUAGAGAAUGAACACAGGAAGCUUUGUCCUGAAUGUACAUUUGCAUUCGGGUAUGAUAUUAGGAAUGUACCCAUUGUAAGACGUUCGACCAAGAAUGAGAACAGACGGCCAGGUGGCAGUGGUUCUCAUGUGCAGCGCCAUGUUGCCGUGAAGGUUCCCGUGACAACAGAUGACGUUGCUCGUCUGGCAAAUCACUUCAAUUCUCAUGGAAUUAGAGAAUCUCCCACUUCAGCAGGUGGCUUUGCCUUUUCUGGUCCUCAAUCUAUGCCAAUCGACCAAAGUGUGGCCAAUUCCCCUUCCAGCCUAUUGGGAUCAGGAGGGGUGAUUACAGAGCCCAAGUACCGUGACUGGGAAAAUGAAAACACAAGACUGAUGUCUUUCCGUGGUUGGCCGGCACAGAUGUCACAAAUUCCAAGACAGCUAGUUGAUGCAGGGCUGCUCUAUAUGGGUGAAGGUGACCGAUGCAAGUGUUACUGGUGCGGGGGAGAGCUGUAUGACUGGGAACCGGAGCAUAAUCCCUGGGUAGAGCAUGCCAAGUGGUUCCCGCAAUGUGGCUACGUCCACAACAAGAAGGGCGUCACCUUCAUCAACACAGUCAGAGGGGUACAGAUAGAACAUCCAUGGGCUGUUACUGUCCAAGCUCUAGCAGAGUUUGGUUACUCUGAAAGUGAAGCCAAAAUUGCCCUCAACAUCUUCAAGAACAGAAAUGGUCUGGAUACUCCUUUCAAAGCUGGAGAUCUUGCAUCCAUUUUGAUGGAGAUGGCAGAUGAUCCAGAUGUGAUGAAUGAAUUCAAUGGCCACAGUGAUGCCACUGCAAGUCAGGUGGAGCCCACUUCUCAAGAUGCAGAAGCAACUUCGGACAGGGAAUUCGUGCUUAGGGAGAAUCAGAGACUAAAAGAGUAUAUGAUCUGCAAGAUUUGUAAGAACAAGCUAUGUGACACUGUCUUCUUGCCCUGUGGUCACCGGGUUUCGUGCUGGGGCUGCGCAUCUUUGUGGGAGAAGAGUUGUUUCCAUUGUUGGAAACCCCUGAACGGCGCGGUCCGCAUAUUGGAUGCAUGACGAAGUGAACUAUUUCACAAGUGAACCCUUCCUAAGUGUACCAUCAUUUCAGGACCAAUGGGGUGGGGUGUGUGCUUAUUUAUACUCGCUUUCGGGCCUUGCCCAUUCGGCGAGUGCUUUGUUAAGAUUGUUAGUCAUUUUAGGUUUUUUUGGAGCAUAGUGCACAGACAGAAUGUAAGGUUAGAGCUACCCUGGUUCUUUAAGUAAAUUAACGUGCACCAGUGUAUAGCACUGUCACACGGGACCCCCAUUUAACUUAACAUUUUUGCUUAACUGUUAAAGAUGUUUAUUUAGCUGUUAGAAAUUGAAAGGGCAUGAAACCUAAGACUUUUAAGCUUCAUGACAAUUAAAAUAGUACCUAUUUUCACUUUAUGAAAGUAACAUAAAUACAAUAGAUGCUUAAAUAUUAUGAUAUUAUGAUCAAUAAAUUAACAACAAAUGUUACAGUACAAAUAAUUGAUAUAAUUGAAAGUUUGAAACUAUCCAAAAUAAACCUUUUAAAGAUAUGACGAAUAAGCAAAUAUAUCAAAUCUAUAUGAAGCAAUUUUAUGAAAAGCCUUACAUUUAUGGUUAUUGGGAUCGACGGUUACACGAGCAUAUUUGCUGGAACUCUUGGUACUAUAUUGUUCAUAAGUCCAUUGUGGAUAAUAAAGUCAAACAAUUUAAAAUAAAGUUAUUGCGUAAUCUUGUAGCAACGACUUUAAAUUUAUUUACAUGGAAAUUGAAGGAUUGCCCUUAAUGUAUUUAUUGUAAUGAAAUAGAAGACUACAAACACUUCUUUAUUAAAUGUCCAUUUUUGACAACUUUCUGGAAUGCUAUACAUGAGAUUUUUAAAAGAUGUGGAAUACAGAAAGAAAUUAAGGAUAUAUAGUAAUAGGUUACAAAAUUUACCAAAAAGAGUAUAAUAUUGUAAACAUUGUUUUAAGUCAGAUUGCCUAUUGCAUCUAUAAGACAUACUUUAUUUGUGAAAGAAGAUCCAAACCGAUAAAUAUUAUGUACCAUUUAUAUGAUGAUUUGAUUAUUAUACCAUCGUUAUGAUUGAAAUAAUUUAAUGAGAUUGACUUAAAAAUAUUGUGUAUUUUUUUUACAAGGUAAUGGGAGGAAACAAUCUAUGUGGCUUAAGGCAAGGUAAUAGUUUUAAAUGUAUAUACUAUGUGUGUGUAUGUCCUAAACCGAAUCUAUAUUUUGUAAUGAUUGCAUAAUAUGAUUGUAGUUUCCAUUGAAAAUGCAUUCAUUAUGAAUAUUUAAUUUAUAUUUAUAAAAUGUAUUAAGUAUUUAUAAAAAUGUAGGAUUUUUUGCAUUUGUUCAUAUUUUGUGCAAUGGUGACUUUGACUGUCUGGUUAAUAAAAAAAUGUUCUGUUCUCGUCAUUUUAAACAUUUUAAAGAGAUACAGUGAAAACUCACUAAACCGGACAAGGUCCGGACUGGGCAAAAUUUCCGGUUUAGUGAGGAUUCCGGUUUAGUGAGGAUUUGAUGUACGGAGUAAGUUUACUCAAAAUAUUAUCUGAGUUAACCUUUAAAGGGAAGUUGGAAAUUGGAAUAAAAUAAAAACACAUAAAGAUAACAUUUAUUUUACAUCAACGAUUGUUCAAGUAACUUGAAAUAAUGCAUAGAGUAUACAUGUAUAUUCAUUUAUAUAUCAAUGUUCAUUUCAUAUACAGUUUAUACAGUUUUAGACGGAGGGUGAAACAUGAUUAAAGCACAUGCAAAAGUGAUAAACAUAAUUCUGAGUUUUUAUUAUCAUCUUUUUUCCGAGUCUAAAAAAAAUAAAACAACUCGCGUAAUUUAAUGCUUGUUAAGUAUGUUUAAUAGUUUAAUUAACGCACCGCUCUAAUUUGAUUCACUCAUAGAUGUCUUUAGAUAAAACAACCCUCCAAAAUGAUAACUUAAUAACCGUUUCUAGUU
Molecule: messenger RNA, 3960 nt
Organism: Mya arenaria
Lineage: Eukaryota; Metazoa; Mollusca; Bivalvia; Myida; Myidae
Product: death-associated inhibitor of apoptosis 1-like
Exons: 6
Coding region: 430-2055 (541 amino acids)
Biological process (GO): regulation of cell cycle; negative regulation of apoptotic process; positive regulation of protein ubiquitination
Cellular component (GO): cytoplasm; nucleus
Molecular function (GO): ubiquitin protein ligase activity; cysteine-type endopeptidase inhibitor activity involved in apoptotic process
Source: RefSeq, a predicted model, not a curated record